AUGGCGGAAACUAAAAUAAUAUACCAUAUUGACGAGGAGGAGACGCCGUAUUUGGUGAAGAUUCCCAUAUCCUCUGAAGAAAUUACUCUUUUGGAUUUUAAACAGGUCUUAAACAAACCCAAUUACAAAUUCUUCUUCAAGUCCAUGGAUCAGGACUUUGGGGUGGUUAAAGAGGAGAUUUCUGAUGAUUCUGCUAAACUGCCCUGCUUCAAUGGGAGAGUUGUGUCCUGGCUGGUCUCCUCUGAGAGCUCUGUGGCAGAACCUCCCCUCCCUGCUCCCCCUCAGGUGGAGAGAUCUCCUGAACCAUCUCCUCCCCCUCCACCCCUUCCCCCACCCCCCGCUGAACGUGUGGGGGGCAUCGGAGACUCCAGACCCCCCUCCUUUCAUCCUAAGGUGGCAGACAGUGUGGAGAAUCUGGAUGAGAGUACAGAGACAGAGUCGGUUAUAUCGUUUCGGAGAGAGAGACCGCGACGCCGGGACAGCCUCGAACCGCAUGGGCCUCGUGUGAAUGGACAGACACGGUUAGAGCGCCACCUAGCGGGCUACGAGAGCUCCUCCACCGUCAUGAGCAGUGAACUGGACACCACCAGCUUCUGUGAUUCUGAUGAGGAUGACGCUAUGAGCAGGUUCAGUAGCUGUACAGAGCAGAGCUCAGCCUCCCGGCUGUUGAAGAGGCAUCGCAGGCGGAGGAAACAGCGCCCCGCCAGGCUGGAACGGACAUCGUCCUUUAGCAGUGUGACUGACUCCACCAUGUCCCUCAACAUCAUCACUGUCACUCUCAACAUGGAGAAGUAUAAUUUCCUGGGGAUCAGUAUUGUGGGACAGAGUAAUGACAGGGGGGAUGGAGGGAUUUAUAUUGGCUCCAUCAUGAAGGGCGGGGCAGUGUCAGCUGACGGACGGAUUGAACCAGGAGACAUGCUGCUUCAGGUGAACGAUAUAAACUUUGAGAAUAUGAGUAACGAUGAUGCGGUGCGUGUGCUGAGAGAUAUAGUCCACAAACCUGGGCCCAUCAUCCUGACUGUGGCAAAAUGCUGGGACCCAUCUCCUCAGGGCUAUUUCACUUUGCCCCGCAAUGAGCCGAUCAGACCCAUAGACCCUGCGGUGUGGGUUAGUCACUCUGUGGCCCUGACAGGGGGUAUGCCGUACCCCCCAUUCCCCUCCAGCUCCGCCCACAGCACCGUCACAUCAAAUUCUAACGUCACAGAGACUGAACGUCUGAAUGAUUUUAACCUGUCUCUACACUCUGACAUGGCGUCUGUGGCGAAAGCGAUGGCGUCUCCAGAUUCAGGCCUGGAGGUCAGAGACAGGAUGUGGCUCAAAAUCACAAUCCCCAACGCAUUCUUAGGCUCAGACGUGGUCGAGUGGCUCUUUCAGCACGUGGAGGGUUUCCAUGACCGGCGUGAGGCACGUAAAUAUGCCAGUAACCUGCUGAAGGCUGGUUUCAUCAGACACACUGUCAACAAGAUCACCUUCUCAGAGCAGUGCUAUUACAUCUUCGGAGACUUCAGUGACUGUCAGAACUACAUGGCCAAUCUGUCUCUGAAUGACAACGAUGGAUCGAGUGGGGCGUCUGAUCAGGACACGCUGGCUCCUCUGCCCCUCCCAGGGGCCACACCCUGGCCUCUCAUGCACACAUUCCCCUACCAGUACCCUCAGCCGUUCCCCGCCCAGCCCCAGGCCUUCUCCGCCCAGCCUCCGCCCUAUCACGAGCUCUCCAGCUACAGCUACAGCGCCGGCAGUGCAGGCAGCCAGCACAGUGAAGGGAGUCGCAGCAGUGGCUCUACGCGGAGUGAGGGAGAGAGGAGGCACGGCAGUAAAGGGGGGAGCAGUGGCGGUAGGGACGAUAAAUCCCCGGUUUGUGUCGACUCCCGUUCUGGCAGUGGCAGCGAAUCGGAAUAUUCUGUGCGCAGCAACAGGAGGCGGGACCACGGUGGCUCGGCCACGCCCAGCGAGCACAGUCUGAUGAGUCAGCGAUCACAUCAUCAUCGUGCCCCGCCCCCCCACCUGGGAGCCUACCCUCCUGGUAUUCCCAUUCCCUACAACCCCAUGAUGCUGAUGAUGGUGCCCCAGCACCCUCUGCCUCACCCAGGCAUGGGCGCCCCUCUGCCGGCUCUCCCCCCCGGGCCCUCUCUACCACCCCUGCCUCCUGCAUCCAACACCCCAGGGGGGCCGCCUGGAGCCCCCCCAACCAGAGAUCUGGGCUCUGUUCCACCUGAGCUGACGGCGUCUAGGCAGUCCUUUCACAUGGCCAUGGGAAACCCCAGUGAGUUCUUUGUGGACGUCAUGUAG
Molecule: messenger RNA, 2289 nt
Organism: Chanos chanos (milkfish)
Lineage: Eukaryota; Metazoa; Chordata; Actinopteri; Gonorynchiformes; Chanidae
Product: segment polarity protein dishevelled homolog DVL-2-like
Exons: 15
Coding region: 1-2289 (762 amino acids)
Biological process (GO): intracellular signal transduction; canonical Wnt signaling pathway
Cellular component (GO): cytosol
Molecular function (GO): frizzled binding
Source: RefSeq, a predicted model, not a curated record